AUGGGUUGUGGAUCAUCGAAAGCUACAAAAGUUGUUCCUAAUUCUACAACGUCUCAGGACGAGACGAAAAACCAAAAGAAGCAAAUACUCAGUUCUUCAUCGCAACAGAUCCCAGCCAAAAGAGCAACAAGCGCAACAUCCACGACCAACUCGGCAGUGGUAAAACUAUCCACUGGCGGCAAAAAAUCUCCCAAUCCUUCCAUCCUUACACAAUAUGAUCUUAACCAAAAUUUGGUUAUUAUUUGGGUAGACUCUCAAAUACAUAAAACUGAAAAACUCUAUCAAGAUUCAAUUACCAAACUUCAACGUAUUACCAAUUUGAUUCAUAAAUUUACAAAAUCUGAUGAAUGCAUUCAAUGUCUAGAUACGAUUAACGAUAAGAUAGUUUUUCUUAUUGUUUCUGAUACAAUCGGUGAACAACUCAUACCAUUAGUUUUCAAUAAACCACAACUUGAAUAUAUUUAUAUUUUCAAUCCAGAAAAACAAUUUCGAAUAAAUUGGGCUAAUAAAUGGGUAGGAAAAGUCAAAGGAAUUUAUCAUCAUAUGGAACAAAUAUUUCAAGCUAUUAAAUUUGAUAGUGGUCAAAUAGGUAGUUUAACUCCAAUUAGUAUUUUAACAAAGAAAGAUAUCGAGAAAAAAGAUUAUGAGUCUAAUGAGCUUGACAAAUCAUUUAUGUAUACACAAUUACUAAAAGAAAAUCUACUCGAUAUGGAAUAUGAUUAUAAAGCGAAAACUACACUUGUUGAAUAUUGUCGUAUUAAAUAUGCUGAUAGUGAUUAUCAAUUGAGUCUUAUUGAUGAAUUUGAUAUUGAAUAUAAUAAACAAUUAGCUAUUGAAUGGUAUACAAAAGAAUCUUUUUUGUAUCCAAUGAUGAAUCGUGCAUUAAGAUCUCAAGAUAUUGAAACGAUUAUGAAAAUGGGAUUUUUUAUUUCGGAUCUUCAUAAACAAAUUGAAAAAAUGUAUAAUGAUCAAAAGAAUCAACAUGAAAUAAUGACUGUCUAUCGUGGUCAAAGUAUAUUAUUAGAAGAGUUCGAUAAAUUAAAAAAUAGUAUCGGUGGUCUUCUUUCAUUUAACAGUUUUCUAUCAACAAGUAGCGAGUUAAGUGUUUCAGCACAAUUCGCCAUACGUGCAGCAGAAAGUCCAAAGGUUAAUGGCGUACUCUUCCAAAUGAUCAUCGAUCCACAAAAAUCAUCGGUUCCAUGGGCUUAUUUAAGAGAAAAUAGUUCUUAUAAAUAUGAAAAUGAAAUUCUUUUCUCUAUGCAUACGAUUUUUCGUAUUAUCGAUAUUCAACAUAUUCAAGAUCAAUAUUGGCUUGUUAAUCUAAAUUUAACAAGUGAUAAUGAUCAAACACUUAAUACACUAACAGAUUAUUUUAGAAAAGAGAUUGAAGGUGGUACUCCUUUAGAUCGAAUAGGACAUUUGAUGCUGAAAAUGGGCGAAUUCGAUCAAGCAGAGGGAAUUUAUGAUGCACAACUCAAUUCCGAAAGUGAAAAAACUUGGCGCAAACAAGUUCAUCUUAAUCAUCAACUUGGAUAUGUUUAUAGUGAAAAGGGUGAUUAUAUGGUUGCCUUAUCAUAUUAUGAAAAGGCAAUUGAAAUCGAAGAAGCGAAUGUCUCUGACAAAGACUCAUCACUGGCUUCUACCUACAAUAAUAUUGCUAGUGUAUAUCAUAAAAUGGGAAACAAUUCGUCGGCUCUAUCCUAUUAUAAAAAAGCACUCGCAAUUGAACAAAAAUCUCAUUCUUCUGAUCAUCCUUCAAUCGCUACUACUUAUAAUAAUUUGGGAUCAGUUCAUAGUUCAUUGGGUGAUUACGCAGCUGCGCUUAAUUUCUACAAGAAAACACUUACAAUACGGCAAAAAACUCUUCCUGCCAAUCAUCCAGAUUUCGGUAGUAUUUAUAAUAAUAUUGGAUCGUCUUAUAGUUCAUUGGGUGAUAAAGAAACUGCACUCUCAUUCUAUCAAAAGUCUCUUGAAAUUCAAGAAAAAAUUCUUCCUUCUACACAUGUAGAUCUAGCAACAACUUAUGCUAACAUGGGUACAAUAUAUAAUUCAAUGGGAGAUCAUUUGAAAGCACUUGAAUAUCAUAGAAAAUCUCUCAGAAUUCGAGAAAUAUCACUACCAUCGAAUCAUCCUGAUAUAGCUAUGUGUUACAGCAACAUUGGUUCAGUACAUGAUUCAAUGGAAGAUUAUGCAAGUGCAUUAUCAUUUUUUGAAAAAUCACUCGAUAUUCAACGAAAAUCUCUUUCUGAAGAUCAUAUAAGUUUUGCUCACGUUUAUGAUAAUCUUGGUUCGGUCUAUAAUUCAAUGGAUGAUAAAUCAAAAGCACAAAUUUAUUAUCAAAAAGCUUUUGAUAUUCGUCAAAAAUUUCUUAAUGAUAAUCAUCCUGAUAUGGCUCAUAGUUAUAAUAAUCUUGGUACAAUUUAUAGUUCAAUGGGAGAUAAAUCAAAAGCACUUACUCAUUAUGAAAAAGCACUUGAAAUUCAACAAAAAUCUCUUUCGGUGAAUCAUCCAAAUUUAGCUAAUACUUACAACAAUAUUGGUUCAAUUUAUAAUUCAAUGAAAGAUUAUUCAACUGCAUUAUCAUCAUAUGAAAAAGCACUUUCUAUUCAACAAAGUUCCAAAUCAACGAAAGAUCAAUCAAUAGCAAAAACAUUUUACAAUAUUGGAUUUACAUAUUAUCAAAUGAAAAAUUAUCCAAAAGCUAUCUCAUUCUCUGAACAAGCAUUAACUAUACAGCAGAAAUUAUCACCACCGAAUCAUUUUGAUUUAGCUAAUACGUAUGAUAUCAUUGGUGGUACAUAUUACGACAUGAAAAAUUAUCAAAGUGCAAUUUCAUUUUAUACAGAAACUUAUACAAUACGUGAAAAAUAUUUUUCUAAUGAAAAAUCAAGAUUAGCAAAUACGUAUUAUAACAUUGCUGUUGCAUACAAUGCUAUCAAUGAUCAUUCGAAUGCAUUAUCAUUUUAUGAAAAAACACUUUCUAUUCGUGAAAAAUAUCCUGACGAAAAUGAGUUAUUAUUGGCUAAUAUAUAUAGUAAUAUGGGAUCAAUUUAUCAUUCAAUGAAAAAUUAUCAAAGAGCUAUCAGUUAUUAUCAAAAAGCAAUGGUCAUUCAACAAAGAAAAUUAUCAAAAGAUGAUUAUUCGUUAUCAACUACCUAUAAUAAUAUUGCUAUCGCGUAUAACUCUAUGGAAGAUAAUGAAAAUGCUCUUAAAUUUUAUGAAAAAGCACUUAUCAUUCGAGAGAAGUCCCAGUCCGACGAUAAUAUUUCUUCAUUAGCGGGAAUCUAUAAUAAUAUGGCAUUUAUUUAUCAUUCAAUAAAAAAUUAUUCCGAGGCUAUCAAUUAUUAUCAAAAAGCGAUACUAAUUCAAGAGAAAAUACUUUCUUCAGAUGAUUCAUUUUUAGGAACAACAUAUAAUAAUAUUGCUGUUGCUUAUGAUUGUAUGGAAGAUAAACAAAAUUCUCUAAUAUUUCAUCGAAAAGCACUUGUUAUACGAGAGAAAACUCUUUCUACCAAUGAUCCAGCAUUAGCUUCAACUUUUAGCAGUAUGGCAUCGAUAUAUAAUUCAAUGGAAAAUUAUUCCGAGGCUGUUAUGUUCUAUGAAAAAGCUUUAAAAAUACUGGAACGAACGCUUUCUUCAGAUGAUGCAACAUUAGGAACUACUUACAAUAAUAUUGCUGUCGCUUAUAAUUGCAUGGAUGAUAAAAAUAAUGCUCUUUUAUUUUAUCAAAAAUCUUUAUCGAUUCGAGAAAAAAUCCUUUCUCCGAAUGAUUCAUCAUUAUCUCCAAUUUAUAGUAGUAUGGCUUCGAUUUAUUCAUCUAUGAAUAUGAAAACAGAUGCUGUUAAAUUUUACGAAAAAUCACUCGAGAUUCAAGAAGCAUUAUCAUCUCCGAAUCGUUCAUCUUUGUAUGUAAUUCAUUUCAAUGCAGCAAGGGCCUAUGAAGAUCUUGGAAAUUAUGAGGCAGCUAUAAAACAUGCCGAACGUUCACUUUUUCAUGCUCGUUCAGCUUUCGGUUCAGAUGAUGGGAAAGUACAAAGUGUUAAAAAUUAUGUUGACAUACUCCGCAAAAAGUUAUAA
This is a messenger RNA of Rotaria sp. Silwood2, 4077 nucleotides long. The record is from the annotation of a GenBank genome assembly. Lineage: Eukaryota; Metazoa; Rotifera; Eurotatoria; Philodinida; Philodinidae.